Messenger RNA from Ogataea philodendri, 519 nucleotides. RefSeq lists its product as uncharacterized. Lineage: Eukaryota; Fungi; Ascomycota; Pichiomycetes; Pichiales; Pichiaceae. The transcript has a single exon. The record is from RefSeq and is a predicted model, not a curated record. The coding region runs from base 1 to 519 and encodes 172 amino acids.
AUGGUUCUAGGACCUUCCUCGUCGCCCAUCUGGAUCGUCGACACGUACAACGAGUCCGCGUCCGGGUGUUUGAUGGCCUUCUCGAUGAAUCCAACACGGAUGUCCACCAUUGCCGGGGUUGGGCCAGCGGCAGCAGGCUUGGCAGCGUUGGCUUGUGCGUUGGCCUUGGCCUUUGCUGCCUUCUUGGCCUCCUUAGCGGCCUUGGCAGCGGCCAGGGCUUCUGGGUCCAAUGGGGCCUUGCCCUUGGUCUUUGGCUGUUCUGCUGGCUUGGUCUCCUUGGUGUCCUUUGCUUCCUUGGUGUCCUUCUUCUUCUUCUCCUUAAUUUCCCGUGGAAGUUCCAUCGACAAGUCGAUCUUGAGCUUGUUGUCGAGCCCGACCUUGUUCUGGACCAGAUCCACCCAUCUCAGAAUGUGUCUGUACUUGGCCACGUCGUCCACAGACGUCCAUUUCGAGGCCAGCGGGAACACCUUGUCGAAAACGGCAGAGUCUGCUUUGGAGGGCUUCACUCCAACAAUGUAG